Medicago truncatula (barrel medic) is the source of this 2214-nucleotide messenger RNA. RefSeq lists its product as uncharacterized. NCBI's taxonomy places the organism in Eukaryota, Viridiplantae, Streptophyta, Magnoliopsida, Fabales, Fabaceae. The transcript has 14 exons. The record is from RefSeq and is a predicted model, not a curated record. Bases 325 to 1989 code for a protein of 554 amino acids.
AAUUUGAAACUAAAAUUAAUGAAACCUUCCAUUCAGUCACCAGCUAGCAUAGGUAUGCCACCAAGUAGGUUAAACACAAUCUGUACUUGCUUGGAAUUUUGGUUUGUGGCAGUGGCAGCCAGGUUGACAAAAACAACAACAUUUUAAUGUUUUAUUUUGAUUUUGUUUGAUUGUUUUUUCCAACAAAAGAAAAGAAACAUAAACAUAGUAAUUGGAAGGAAACAGAAGACAAUAAGAGUGCAAAUACAUUAUGACAUCACAUUGAUAAACAUUUGCUUAAAGUCUUCAACACCUGAAAUUUAUCAUCUUUGAUUAUUUCAAAACAUGGAACAACUUGUUAAGUUCAUCAUUCGUCCACCAAGAGCUGAAUAUGAUCCAAAAAGUGAUCUAUUGGAUAAUGAGUUCAUGCUGAAAGGGAAAUGGUUUCAACGGAAGGAUGUCGAGAUAAAAAACGACCGUGGUGAUGUUCUUCAAUGCAGUCAUUACAUGCCUAUAGUCAGUCCUGAUGGAAAGCCGCUACCGUGCGUGAUAUACUGCCACGGAAACAGUGGAUGCAGGGUAGAUGCCAGUGAAGCUGCUAUGGUUUUACUUCCUUCAAAUAUUACAGUUUUUGCUUUGGAUUUCUCAGGAUCUGGAAUUUCAGGAGGGGAACAUGUCACUCUUGGUUGGAAUGAAAAAGACGACCUUAGGGCUGUGGUUAACUAUCUGCGGACAGAUGAAAAUGUAUCCCUCAUUGGCUUAUGGGGACGCUCAAUGGGCGCUGUGACUAGCCUUAUGUAUGGUGCUGAGGAUCCUUCAAUUGCAGGGAUGGUUUUAGACAGUCCCUUCUCUGAUUUGGUUGAUUUGAUGAUGGAACUUGUAGAUACAUACAGAUUCCGUCUGCCCAAAUUCACUGUGAAGUAUGCAAUUCAAUACAUGCGGAGAACAAUCCAGAAGAAGGCAAAAUUUGAUAUAACGGACUUGAACACCAUUAAGGCAGCCAAAUCUUGCUAUGUUCCUGCUCUACUAGGGCAUGGCAUUGAUGAUGAUUUCAUACGUCCUCAACACUCAGAUCGCAUACUCGAGGCUUACAAGGGAGAUAGAAACAUAAUAAAAUUUGACGGAGACCACAACUCGCCACGUCCUCAGUUUUAUUUUGAUUCCAUAAACAUCUUUUUUAACAAUGUUCUUCAACCUCCAGAGGAUGAGCUCGGGGAAUCUUUUUUUGACUUUACUAAUGAUUACUUUGGUAAGGACAUUUGGCGAUCUGUGCAUGAAUUAGGCUAUGAAAAUGAACCGUCAUCUGAAAACAAAGAACCAUCGAGAAGUACCGUGGACGCCGUUAAGCAAGUCCAUUUAAAAAGACCAAUGAGCAGGAUGGAGGAAGAGAAAUGUGAUGAUUUUUCCUCAUCAUCGUCAACAAUGCUUAGCUUUGAACUAUCAAAUGGUAAUCUAUAUGAUCCUCGCGUUCCUGCCACGUUGGAUGAUGAUCAGUAUGUGGAAUAUCAUCUUGAUGACCUUACCGGCAUUCCAUCUAAUGCAGAGGAAGAACAAAGAAUGUUGAUGGAAGCAUUGAUAGAAUCUCUAAAAGAACCCGAAAUACAAUAUCUGCAGGUAGAACAAUCGCUGUUAGAACCAUCGGAUAAAGAUGACUCACAUGCUUCUUCACACGAGAUUUCCAAACCUAUGGAGACAGAAUCGUCUUUAGUCAAACACAGUGCGCAUUCAGCAGCAAAAAUCACUAAUGCAGCAUUUAAUGUCUGUGAGCCAUCGAAAGCUGAGUCAAAUGCAGCCUCAUCACCAUCGUCACUGGACACUUCAUCCGGCAAUACAUGUUCUUCACAUAGUGAUAGUUCUGCUAGCUCAAAAUGUUCAUCAGAGAUUGACAUAUCACAUAAAACAAAAGCCACGUUAACUGUCACUAGGAAUCCAGCAGGGCAUGUCAUGAAUGGCUUAAUGCGUCGAUGGGAUUUCAACUUUCUUAGAAACAGUCACAAACAGCUAAAAUAGUUAAGUCUUAUUUAUCGAUAUAGGAGGUUAUACAUUGUUUUUGUCACUAUAUAGGAAAAAGUUUGUAGUUUGUAAAAUGCUUGACAAAAGAAACGAGUUUUUGUGUGUAAGUUUAGCAGGUGUGAAUUAUUAUUUUACAGAUCAGUUAAUGUUCUUUGACUGUAAGAGAGGAUUGUUGUGAUUUUACACUCAUACAACAAAGGUUUAUGGAUUUCUCAAUUUAUU